Molecule: messenger RNA, 426 nt
Organism: Indicator indicator
Lineage: Eukaryota; Metazoa; Chordata; Aves; Piciformes; Indicatoridae
Gene: LYPD1
Product: LY6/PLAUR domain containing 1
Exons: 3
Coding region: 1-426 (141 amino acids)
Biological process (GO): acetylcholine receptor signaling pathway
Molecular function (GO): acetylcholine receptor inhibitor activity
Source: RefSeq, a predicted model, not a curated record
AUGCGGCUCUUCGUCCUCACUGCAACUUUCUGGGGAUUGUGCCUGGCUCCAGGGUUGGGUUUACAAAUACAGUGCUACCAGUGCGAGGAGUUCCAGCUAAAUAAUGACUGCUCUGCACCGGAGUUCAUUGUGAAUUGUACAGUCAAUGUUCAAGAUAUGUGUCAGAAAGAAGUAAUGGAAAAAAGUUUUGGCAUCAUGUAUCGUAAAUCCUGCGCAUCCUCGGCAGCCUGCCUGAUAGCUUCUGCUGGGUACCAGUCCUUUUGUUCUCCAGGGAAGGUGAACUCUGUCUGCAUCAGCUGCUGCAACACUCCACUCUGCAAUGGACCCCGGCCCAAGAAGAGAGGGAAUUCUGGCAUGGUGCUGAGGGCGCACAUGAUGACCACCAUUCUGUUCCUUAAAUUGGCUCUGUUGGUUUUGUAUUGCUAA